Symsagittifera roscoffensis is the source of this 4819-nucleotide messenger RNA. RefSeq names its product G1/S-specific cyclin-D3-like. The coding region runs from base 1631 to 2830 and encodes 399 amino acids. Gene Ontology annotation, molecular function: cyclin-dependent protein serine/threonine kinase regulator activity. The record is from RefSeq and is a predicted model, not a curated record. The transcript has 6 exons. Gene Ontology annotation, cellular component: nucleus; cyclin-dependent protein kinase holoenzyme complex; cytoplasm. Gene Ontology annotation, biological process: regulation of cyclin-dependent protein serine/threonine kinase activity; mitotic cell cycle phase transition. NCBI's taxonomy places the organism in Eukaryota, Metazoa, Xenacoelomorpha, Acoela, Convolutidae.
ACAUAACUGCGUGAGCUAUCGCGACAUUGUUUUGCUUCUUUCUUGACACAGCUUAAUUUAGUACAAAUUUUCUCGAUUUGCAAUUAACUGCCUUUUUUAGCCAAAUAAACAUGCAAAUCCUUGGUCGUUACGACGCUUGGCUUGUGUGCUGAUUAAAUCCAACAGCCCCAAAAUUGUACCCUAGUCUAUUUUAUUUAUUCUGCCCACUCGCGACAAUAAUCUCGAGAACCGAUUGAAGAACCCAUCCAGCAGUUUGAAGCCAAAGAAAAUUUGAAUGGAAAGCAAAAGGAUCCGCCAACAAUUCCUGGUCAAAUUCUAAAGAAGGCAGUAGCUAUUGUUAAACCGCAAGUUGAACUUAAUCGGCCGAAAGGGUCUAAUCCAAUCUCAAAGAAAAGAAACACAGCACAACUGAACCAAGAGAGCCAAUAUACAAGUCAGAGAAACAGCAGGAUUAGCAGUCGGACAGAGAACCAAACCGCAAGUUUCUUGGUUUGAAAGAAAGAAAGAAUAAUCCAACUAGAGAAGCGUCAGGGUUCGCCAAAAAGCACAGCCAAUUUCAGGCCAGUUAAGCAGAAACAUUGUUGCUUUACUUGAGAGGCUUGAAGUUAGAGUCGGACUAAUUUAACCUCUUUUCUCAAGAACCGAUCAAGAAAGUGUAAUCAUUCAGUUUGGGUCGUUUGCGGGAGAAGUCAGUUUCAGUCUUGCUGGUAUUUGUGUGGCCCAACUGUUUUGCAAGACGGAACAACUAACUUUCUCUUUUGCCCUUGGAACUUUAUUGUGGGGAAGGACUAAAGAAAAAAUUGUUUUGCGGAGACACUUAAGCAACCAAGUUCACUUAAUACACCCCAUCACUAUUGAAUCAAUUGAUCCGAUAGACUCUUCCUAAUUAUUCUCCGGAGAUAAUUGAUCGAUUCUCAAAAUAUCUAUUCACUGAUUUGCUGUCCACCAAAAAUAUCACUGUCACCCAGCAUAACAAUCUUUAUCACUAUAAUUCACACGUCAAUUAAUCCUAACUCGUAAUCUCGAUAACAAUCGACUAUUCGAACAACAAUAAACUCGGCCAAUCUGUUAGAAAAUCAUCCUCGGAUUUGUUGCUCUGUGCGUGAAAUAAAACAUUCGAUCAAAAGAUUUAUUUCUUCGACUGUCGCGUUUUGCUUGAAAGUAAAUAACCGUUCCUCUGUUUGUCACUUGAAACGAAAACCUGCACCGCCCUUUAUUGAAUUAGCGUACUCAGCGGGCCUUGGCAUUGACAAAACAAUCCUGCGCUUGGUCUCGAAAUUCGAAACAGCCCUGAUCUCUGCAAAAUCAAACCCUGUACCAAAAAGGGCCUUCAAUCAUUGAUGCACAAUCGAAAUACAUUGUUUCACUUGUAGUGAUAUUUAAGCUAUCCUUUAACAUAUAUCAGAUAUCGUUUUAGUGCCUUUUAACGGAACUCGUCGAAUUAUUUUUAUUCGGACGAAUUGUUUUCCUCGCCGGAUUUUAUUUUUGUUUCUUAAUUUCUUGUGUAUAUAUCGCUGAUUUUAACUCGGACUUUCUUCUUACUUUCCUUGAAGCGAAGUUACUAAUGUGAUUCUACUAAUACUUGAUUUCCUUUCCACAAAUCGAAUUAUCAUUUUAUGCAAUCGACACAAUGAACACGUCAUCCACAAUGCAUGCUAAUCAGACGCAGAAAACUAGUCACACUAGUCAGACGAAUACUCGCAGCCAGUCGGCGGCCAAGAAGAACCCGAAGUUCGCUUUUGCGAUCGACACUCGGGAUAAGGGGAAAAUACCGACAAAUACAGACCCCAAUACAAUUCACAAACUAUUCUGGACCAAAUUCAAACCCGCAAACAGCAGCUCUUCAGCAUCUAGUAACAGUGUAGUGAGUGGGAGUGAAUUGAGGAGUCUUCACAAUCUAUUGCAGCUGGAGAAACAACUGCUUCUGAAGGGACUACAAUGUGUGAGACAGUAUACUACUGGACCCAUUCUCAGCACUAAUUACUCAUCGCCAGACAUAGAACUGUGGAUGCGACAGAAGUGUCUGGAGUGGCUGCUAGAAGUAUCGGAGGGCAGAGAGGCUGACCCAAAUGUGACACUACACGCCAUGAGUCUAUUCGACCAGAUGCUAGUGCGCCAGUGCAUCCCAAACGAGAAACUACAACUGGUCGCAGCCACAGGGUAUUUAUUGGCAUCCAAACUCAGAGAGACUUGUCCAGUCACCCCCGCGGAACUGGAGGCAUUAACUUAUUCUUCCUGUUCGGAACAAGAAAUCAGACAGUUCGAGAUGGUCAUGACAGUGAGCUUAGAUUGGGACCUAGACAGUGUGACCCCCUUGCCCUUCCUGCAGAGCAUGGCCUCGUUCCUAGUGUGCAGUGAAGUGGUGGGUGUGAUGGUGGAGAGGGCAACUGAAGUAGUCCUGAAGUGUGUGCUGUGUGAACAGAUGCUGGGACUGAGUCAGUCUCUGUUGGCAGCUGCUAGUCUGUUGUACACUAUGGCUAGUCUAGCAGUCAGUCCACAGGCACAGAAUGUGUUCAACUUGUGCUCUCAUCGCCUGGUGGACAUCUUAGGCUGCAACAUGGAGACACUUCUCUCAGUCACAGACCAGAUGCAUUGCAUCAUGGUUUACGGCGACGCCAACCCCCCCACAACAACCAACUGCACAUCACAAAUGGGAGAAACAGGGGGAAUGACAUCGGCGGAAAACAACAACGACCUCGACUAUCCCCCUAUUGUACCACCCCUGACGUCUGUGGUAUCGAAUGUGACCCCACCCAAGUCGGCAGGGAUCGUGAGUGAAAGUGUAGGCACCACGCCUAGUGCGCCUCACGAUAUGAACUUCGCCCUUUGAGGCGGGGGGGGGGGAGUUGUGAAAGGUGUUGUCAUGUGGCUAAGAGAAGCUGUUCUACAUCACAUCACCAGGACAUACAAACGAAUGAUUUGAAAGUGAAGUCAAAAUGAUUGAAGUUUCUCGGAGUCGGAGCUUUAAUGGACUUGACAGGACUAGAAAGAGACCAUCUGAAAACAAAACAUCAUUAACUGUCUGAUUGGUCUUUCCGUACAAAAAAUUCUGCUACUCAUUGGUGCCUUAAAAUAAAAAACUGAUCUAGUUUUUCAAACAGAAACUCUUUGAAUAUACAACUUAUUCAUCGCCAUUUGUCUAUCAAGCACUCUUGCGUACGUUGAUCGUUGUAAAGUGCAAUAAAACAAUUCUUUUAAUUUUGAAGGUGUGUUAAAAAAACAAAUAAUACAUGCAAUUACAACGUUGAUAGCUUUUGAGUAUUUGUUCGUUGAAUGUUCAAGUUGCUUAUUUAUUUCCAAAUUUGUUAUUUUUCGUUCCAGUUUAAUAAUACUUACCAAAUCAAUAAACCAUUAGGUAGCUUAGUUUGUGCAAUAGAAUUUGAUAAGUUGAUAUUAAUGAAUUAUUUGGUACUUCUACUUAACCAAAAUUCUCCUGAUAUAGAUGAAAUUUUGGCUUGUGAUAAUCUUUUUUAACGUCUGGCGCUUGCGAUAAUUUGGAAUCUGCGAACUGUUAACUCAUUUGGUUGUUGUUCUCUUUUAAACAUCAUUUUAAUCUCAGGAAUUUCGAGCAGGUAACUUAACAGACUCAAAUACGAUUUUCUGUAUCUCAAGAUCGUUUCUAAAGUGGCAUACCAUAUGACCAAAGAUCCCACAUAGAAUAAGUGAUUAAAAUCAUGAGAGUUUUUUUUAAAAUCUUACUUGAGAAUGCAUUAUUCUUUAUAAAAUUCUGGAAACAUUUGAAGUUUUUUUUUAACUUCAAAUGCUUUGUUGACUUCAUAUCUGAGUCUGGGAAUAUAUCGUGCAAAAUGAUUCCCCAAACUGCUGUCGUAACUAAAAACUGACGCAAAAGAUAUUUUUACGUUCCAAAAUGCAGUGUGUGUGAGGGGGAUUUUUUUGACGGUGCAUUGGAUUAAUCUAGCAUUAAAACUGCUCCUCAAUUACCGAAUAAACGAGCAGCGACUGACGCGAAACUCGCUCGGACAUGCAAUACUAACUUUUCGAAAAGCCGAAUCAGCGACGCAAACUGUUGAUUCGAACAACCUUACUUGUCUCCUGAACUAAUGCAUACAAAGUAGUUGAUGUGCUUUGGUAUACCUGGUGCCUUCUGUGGUCUUUUAAGAAAAUAACUCAUGGAAAACACAAAAAUUGUGCCUUAUUUGGUGCUAGAUUAGAUAUUGUCACUUAGAUUUACUCUUCUGUCCUUUUUAUGUUUUAGUUCCAUAAUUAAUUGCCUUUAGUACGUUACGUAGAAAGCCGUGCUUUUAUAUUUAUUACCCCGGUUCGUUAUUUAUUUCUGUUCAAUGUAUUAUGUUUGUCAUCUGGUAUUAAGUUUGACAACCACUUUGAAAUGCUAAUUUAAAGUCAUGAUUUUAUAUGUAACCAGAUUAUCCAAUCGAUAAUAUGUGCAACACCUAAAAUUAACUAAACACUACUACUUGCCUCUCAAAAUGACGUUGCAACAACCAACCCCCCUACCUAUUCGAGGGUGGGGGAGGUUGUUUUAGUGCAUACUUUUACUGUAUCCUUAAAUGCAUUAGAGUGCUGUAAUACUACUUCACGUGAGCUGCUUGUAUACUUAUUUACCCUCAGUUUGUCAAUACUUCUGACAGAAUGUGUUAUGUACCAUUUACCAUCAAUGCAUUUAGGCGUCAUCUAUUGUGGUUUUAGCUUCUAGAACUGACCUAAUGUUUCAUUACAGGAAGAUUGUGUGCUUUUAUGCUCUGCUCAAUCAUUUGUUCUUCUACAACUUUUAUUCUGUCUCCAUAACGCUUUGACAUUUUUUGUUUCAGUAAAAGACAAUUUAUUUUUCUGCAAUUCA